Molecule: messenger RNA, 1604 nt
Organism: Daldinia caldariorum
Lineage: Eukaryota; Fungi; Ascomycota; Sordariomycetes; Xylariales; Hypoxylaceae
Product: NAD(P)-binding protein
Exons: 2
Coding region: 305-1264 (319 amino acids)
Source: RefSeq, a predicted model, not a curated record
UUUUCAGGGGUUACGACCGGUGGCUUAUGGUAACUCUGUGCAUGAGAUAGUUGAGAUUCUGAAUAUGUGUAUAGAUCUUACGCAUCUCUUGGUGAUUUGUAAUACUCAAUGAAUCAAGCCUAAGGUUGUUCGAAUAGGGGUCUCGCGUAAAUAUAUAAAGGACGGGAGCAAGUCGUUGAUGGAUGAUGUAUAAUGCCAUAGCCUAAUCACUACCUACCUAGUGUUAUAUAUACCUCUUGCACAUACGCUUUCCAAGAAGAGCUCGUAGCUGUCAUUCGUUCAUAACCGUAACAGUGUGUCUAAGAUGGAAACGCCCGAAGCUAAGCCCUACAACUUACCAGACGACGCAGUCUGGCUCAUCACCGGCUGCUCGUCCGGCAUAGGCCAAGCCCUCGCGCAGCACAUAGCGACCGCCCACCCGGCGCAGCGCGUCGUCGCCACGGCGCGCAACCCCUCCUCGCUCUCCGCCAUCCCGGACGGCCCGAACGUCCUCAAGCUCGCGCUCGACGUGACGUCCACGGCCUCCAUCGACGCCGCCUUCGCCGCCGCGCUCGCCGCCUACGCGCGCGUCGACGUCGUCGUCAACAACGCCGGGUACAACGUGAUGGGGGACGCCGAGGCCUCGCCGGCGGGCAACGGCGCGGCGCGGGCGCUCAUGGACGCGAACUUCUGGGGCGCGGUGGACGUGUCGAAGCGGGCGUUGCCCGUCUUCCGGGAUGUGAACCCGAACGCGAAAUCCGGAGGCCAAGGGGGACGGGGAGGAGGGGUUAUUGUGAAUGUCUCUUCGCUGGGCGGGUUCCUCGGCAGCCCGGGGAACGCGUUCUACCACGCGAGCAAGUUCGCGCUGGAAGGGUUCGCGGAGAGCCUGGCGAAGGAGGUGCUGCCGGAGUGGAACGUGCACGUGUGCUGCGUGGAGCCGGGCGGGGUGCGGACGAGCUACGCGACGACGGCGUUGGCGCGGCGGCUGCCGCGGCGGCACGCGGCGUACGAUCGGGCCGACGGGCCGACGACGCGGAUGCUGGCGUUUAUGGAUGCGCUGGAGCUGCACGCGGGGUUCGCGUCGGCGGGAGAGAUCGCGGAGAAGAUCUACGAGGUGGUGGGGGGCGGGAGGAAGAUCCCGAUACGGGUGCCGCUGGGGAAGGAUAGCUGGGGGAUGGUGAUGGCGGAGACGGAGAAGGUGAGGAGGGAGUUGGAGGAGUGGAAGGAGUUUAGCUGCGCGGUGGGGAAUCCGGAGGUGGAGGGGAUGGCGAAGCUCGUUAAGUAGGUAGGUAGGCACGUAAGGUAGGAUUUUAUAUAUUAGGUAGGUAGUCGAGGAAAACUUGACGAAUUCGAACCUACCUAGGUUAGUAUAAUUGGUAAGAGCUCCGUGUUAUGGUAUAAGGGGAUAGAAGUGGGAUCAUGGGAGUUGAUCGUUUGGAGUUGUAUAACUUCGAUUUAUUUAAAUUAUGUCUCUCCUUCACUAAGCUAGAUAUUCUACCUUCGGUGGGAAGGUUCCAAGCUUUAGACUAAUUUCUUAUAGAAUCCUCUUCAUAUAAUCCUUAUGCUGAUUAGUGAGGUAACUAACUGUAUGGCGCUCCUCGUCAUUUUCAUGAUUAUACUUAGUA